Messenger RNA from Protobothrops mucrosquamatus (brown spotted pit viper), 664 nucleotides. RefSeq names its product DLA class II histocompatibility antigen, DR-1 beta chain-like. Gene Ontology annotation, biological process: antigen processing and presentation of exogenous peptide antigen via MHC class II; positive regulation of T cell activation; immune response. The annotation marks the transcript as partial. Gene Ontology annotation, cellular component: membrane; MHC class II protein complex. The record is from RefSeq and is a predicted model, not a curated record. Gene Ontology annotation, molecular function: MHC class II protein complex binding. NCBI's taxonomy places the organism in Eukaryota, Metazoa, Chordata, Lepidosauria, Squamata, Viperidae. The transcript is spliced from 4 exons.
AUGGGGAGAGGCUGGGAACCAUGGGCCCUUGAAUCCCCCCUGACGCUCCUCCUCCUCCUCCCCGCAGCCCAUUUCCUGUUCCAGCAUAGGUUCGAGUGCCGCUUCCUCAACGGGACGCGGCGGGUGCGGUUCCUGGAGCGGCAGGUCUACGACCGGCAGGAGAUCCUCCGCUUCGACAGCGCCCGCGGGGAGUUCGAGGCCGUCACGGCGUUCGGGAAGGGGGAUGCGGAGGCUUGGAACAGGAAUCAGCUCCUCCUGCAGUUCCAGAAGACCCGAGUGGAUCGCUUCUGCCGAGCCAACUACGGGGUUUUCCAGGGCGGCCCCGUGAUUGGCCGGAGAGGUGAGGGCUUCUACCCCGUGGAGAUCGAGGUCCGGUGGCUGAAGAAUGGGCGGCCGGAGGAGGAGGGCGUGGCCUUUGGGGAGGAGCUCCAGAACGGAGACUGGACCUACCAGCUCCAGGUGAUGCUGGAGACCCAGCCCCAGCGGGGGGACGUCUAUGCCUGCCAGGUGGAGCAUGCCAGCCUGGAGACCCCAAUUACGGUCCAGUGGGAGCCCCGUACCUCCAACUCUGCAAAGAGCAAACUCUGGACGGGGAUCGUUGCAGCCGUGAUCGGGGUGAUCUUCUUCACCAUGGGGCUUUCCCUCUACCUGAAGAGCAAGACAG